Molecule: messenger RNA, 552 nt
Organism: Arachis ipaensis
Lineage: Eukaryota; Viridiplantae; Streptophyta; Magnoliopsida; Fabales; Fabaceae
Biological process (GO): DNA repair; telomere maintenance
Molecular function (GO): DNA helicase activity
Source: RefSeq, a predicted model, not a curated record
AUGUGCUUUGAAGCACUUGAUCGGACGCUCAGGGAUCUUAUGUCAGUUACCAAUCAACAUAAGAUACAUCAACCAUUUGGUGGUAUAGUUGUUGUUCUAGGAGGUGAUUUCAGACAGAUACUUCCGGUGAUUCCGAAAAGGAGUAGACACGAUAUAUUGACAUCAGCUAUUAACUUAUCCCAUCUGUGGUCGUUUUGUAAGGUUCUGAAACUGCAUACGAACAUGAGACUUCUAAUGUCUUUUUCAAAUCAAGAUGAAGGUGAAAUGAAUAGAUUUGCUAAUUGGAUACUUGAUGUUGGAAAUGGAAAUAUUGGUUAUGUUGUUGGUGAUGAAUCAAAAAUUAAAAUUUCAUAUGAUCUAUUGAUUAUAACUACUGAUGACCCUCUCUCUUAUUUGGUAGACUUUGCAUAUCUAAAUUUAUUACAAAACAUGUCAGAUUAUAGGUAUUUUCAGAGUAGGACAAUUCUUGCACCCACGCUUGAGAGUGUCGAGAAGGUAAACGAUUUUGUGUUGACAAUCUUUUCAGGGAUGGAAAAGGAGUAUGAGUUAUGA